Molecule: messenger RNA, 1322 nt
Organism: Lolium rigidum
Lineage: Eukaryota; Viridiplantae; Streptophyta; Magnoliopsida; Poales; Poaceae
Product: peptidyl-prolyl cis-trans isomerase CYP21-4-like
Exons: 8
Coding region: 304-1005 (233 amino acids)
Biological process (GO): protein peptidyl-prolyl isomerization
Molecular function (GO): peptidyl-prolyl cis-trans isomerase activity
Source: RefSeq, a predicted model, not a curated record
UCUCCUCUUUGGCUCUUUGCCUUGCCUUUCUUCCGUCUUCCUCCCGAGUCCUGCCUGACUGCUACCAACCCAACUCAACGCGGCUCUAAAUCUCGCCUAUAGUCUACUACCGCCUGCCGUCCGGCUGCAGCUAGCGUCAUCGCUGACGCCCCAAUUCCCCCACCCCACCUCUCGCGAGCGUCGCCGCCAUCGCAGUUUCCCGUUGUUCCUCAUCGCGGAAUCGCGUUCCCGCUGCCUCCACCUCGUCCACAAUCUUUAGUCCUUGGGGUUUGAGAGGGUACUGUCACCUCCCACGAGUAGCAGAUGGCCAGGAUAAAGCCGAAGCAGCUGCUAAUUCAGAGCAAGACAAAGAAGAGUCCCAGUCGAAUCAGUUACUCCAGUAUCAUCACUUGGAACCUCAUCGUUGUCUUGGUUGUGCUAUCACUCUAUGCGACCUACAGGCAUUGGCAUCACAGGCCGGCCUUCGAGCCUGAAAUGGAUCUUCAUGGGGCUGAGAAUGUAGAGAGAUCUGAAGAUUCAACAAAAUUAAGUACACCUAACUAUGCAGUAAUGGACACUGCGAAAGGCUCAAUUACUAUAGAAAUAUACAAAGAUGCUUCUGCUGGUGUUGUGGACAGAUUUGUCAAAUUAUGCAAGAGUGAUUAUUUUAAAGGAAUGCCAUUUCGUCAUGUCAUAAAGAACUUUGUAAUCCAAGGAGGUGAUUUUGAUUUCAAUGGAGCUUCCCAAGAUUGGAUACUAAAAGCCAAAGCCAGUGGAGAAAAUGCUCUCAGUCCAAAACAUGAAGCAUUUAUGAUUGGAACUACAAAGAGUCCUAACAAUAAAGGAUUUGAUAUAUUUAUCACGACUGCUCCAAUUCCCGACUUGAAUGACAAGAUUGUUGUGUUUGGGAGAGUUAUUAAGGGAGAAGAUAUUGUUCAGGAGAUUGAGGAAAUUGAUACCGACGACCAUUACCAGCCCAAAACCCCUAUAGGUAUCAUUAACAUCACGCUCAGGCAGGAGCUUUGAGCUGACUCCAUCCCUGACCUUGUACCAGUCGUCACCUGUCUGUGCUCUUAAUCUCAUGUUGCUGUUGUAUUGAUACGUGUGGACGCGAUGCCUUCCUCCAUAUACCCAUUGGAAAGACUGCAACUUGCAAAGUAGGCACACUUUGGAAACUCGCCUGGCAAUUUGUUCCAGUUCAUGCAGCAGUUGUGUAUAAAUUUAUCUCUUGUGUUAUUUGGCUGUGGUUUCGGUGUUUGGCUGUUCCAAUGUAAAUUUCAACCUCUUUUUGGAAACAUGAAUAUGGCAGCGAGCUUAUCAAACCCGAUGGUGAGCUUAUUCAA